Molecule: messenger RNA, 1203 nt
Organism: Scheffersomyces coipomensis
Lineage: Eukaryota; Fungi; Ascomycota; Pichiomycetes; Serinales; Debaryomycetaceae
Product: putative serine/threonine-protein phosphatase
Exons: 1
Coding region: 1-1203 (400 amino acids)
Biological process (GO): polyphosphate catabolic process
Cellular component (GO): cytoplasm
Molecular function (GO): endopolyphosphatase activity; phosphatase activity
Source: RefSeq, a predicted model, not a curated record
AUGAGUUCUAAAGAUCCAUUGUUACUGAAGAAACAUAGGAAUAAACGAAAAUAUUCAACUGACGAUGUUGAAACUGGUGAAGUUGGAAGUUAUGAGGAUGAAGAUGAUGGUGAAUAUGGUACAUUGUUUAAGAUAAUACCUUAUUUAAGUACAUUUUUAAUUGGAAUGGGUACUUUAUAUUUCUUUACAGUGUUUUUACCAGAAUACUUCAUUCCUGAAUCAACUGACUUGGUUGGGAUCCCUCAUAUAUCUGAAUUAGAUGUUAUACUUAAACCAAUCACAUCUACCAGAGCUUUGGACCUUAAACUGGGGAAAAACGUGGACCUUGAUGAGAAUGAGAAUGACGAUGAUGAUGAUGGCGAUGAUGAUACCCCUUCAAAAGCAGUGGAAAGAUUGAUUCUUAUAGGUGAUAUCCAUGGUCAUUAUACUCAAUUCCGAAAAUUAUUAAGCACUAUCAAUUAUAAUAAGAAAAAUGAUCAUUUGAUAGUAUUAGGGGAUUUCAUUACUAAAGGAUCAGAUUCAUUCAAAGUAUUAGAAUAUUUAAUCGCUAAUGAAAUUGAUUGUAUCUUAGGUAAUCAUGAAUAUUAUGUAUUACAGAAUUAUGCUACGUUCCAUCGAUUAGAAGAACCUCAUUUCACUGGUAAUCGUACCCAAUUCUCCAUCAAGGAAGAUUUCAAUUCAGAUGCUGAUUACUUAUUAGCUAAGAAAUUAGAACCUCAUCAUGUUCAAUACAUAAAUCAAUGUUCAGUCAUUAAGAAAUUAGGUGAUGUCCCAGUUCAUAAACCUAAGAAUAAUGGUUCACCAUAUUCAGCUCCUGGUAUAGCUGUUCAUGCUGGGAUUAGAUGGGAUUUACCCUUAGAUGAACAAGAUCCAAUUGAUAAUUUAGAAAUGAGAUCGUUAUUAGGUCCUUAUUUCAAUGAAACUACUCCUGAUCCUGAAGAAGAAGAUGCCAUAAGUUGGUCCAAAAUAUAUAAUUUAAAACAGAAGGAAAAAGAUGAUAAUGAUGAACCAACCAUGGUAGUAUAUUAUGGUCAUGAUGCAAGAAGAGGACUUAAUUUGAAACAAUACACCAAAGGUUUAGAUAGUGGUUGUGAUAAAGGUGAUCAAUUAAGUGCCAUUUUGAUUUGGAAAGAAAUUCAUACCCUGAAAAAGGGAAAGAAACAUAUCUUGUUUAAAGAAGAAGCUGUACUGGUUAAUUGUUGA